Molecule: messenger RNA, 6462 nt
Organism: Caenorhabditis auriculariae
Lineage: Eukaryota; Metazoa; Nematoda; Chromadorea; Rhabditida; Rhabditidae
Source: the annotation of a GenBank genome assembly
AUGGCUCAAAGAGUCAUGGUUAGGUCAAAAAGUGCGCCCGACUUGAAACGGUUUCUUGAGGUUAAAAAAAACCGAUUUUCCGACUCCAAAAAUAACCCAAAAACGUCAAAGAAGCCAAAAAACCAAUUUUCCGAGCAAAUCUCCAAGAUUUCCCGACUACAAACGUGCGCUUUCCUAUGAGAAAAGUCGUUUUUUUAUUCCAAGAAGUUAUUUUUUCCGCGAGAUUUUUUUUUCUGAUAGUCCUAGAAAAUGAUGUCUUGAUUUUCUUAAAAAAAGUUUAAUUUCGUGAAACGUUUCGAAAUGACAAUUUCAGGUUCAAAAAAACAAGCUGGCAGAGCAGGAAAAAUCGUUCAUGAGCCAGACGUUCACACUGGAUACCAACAAAAAUCAGCGAUUGACCGAAUUUCGCUCCAUUGAAGGUUGGGAAUUUUUUUUUCUUGCCGCAUGGGGAAUGGCUUAGAACGCGUCGCGGUCCGUAAGUUUUCAAAAUCCGUCGCGCGCAAGUCGUUUCGUGGUCGGACGCAGUUUUCGAGAAACCGUAAUGCGACCGCGACGCCUUGAGCCAUUCCAAGUGCGACCAUAUUUUUUUAAAAGUCCAAAAAAGGUUCAUUUUCGAUUUUUGAAACGGUAAACUUCUUUUUCUUUUAAAUAAAACCAAGUCUGAGCGGUCUCAUGGCUGUCUGCGCUCUCCUCGAACCAUAUACUAUCUCGUCUUUUAUCGUGUCAGGACCAUUUUUACGAUGGCUCAAGCCAGGCUAUAUAACUAUAAAUCAGGCCACAAAACCUGAUUGAAAAAAAAUGAAAAACAAAAACUGGAAAAAAGAAAAAAAAAAUAGUGCUCCUCACAGAAGGGCAACCCAAUCUACUGGAUGCUUCAGACGCGAUUCGGGGAUUCGUCCCGCGCGCCCGCAGCAGCGGCCCUCGGCGAUCUUUCCGCGGCGACGAGAACGUCAGAAGGUAUGAAUUUUCAAGUUCUCCAAGCUUCAAGCUUCAAGAAAAUGUGAAAUUUGUUGAAAUUGGUCCACUUUGAGCCUUUUGGGGUCAAUUGAAGUUAUUUCAUCGGAAAAAUUUGAAAAAAAUCUCUUUUAAUGCAUUUUGAGCCAUAUUUGAGGUCAAUGAAUCUGAGAAGUUUUUAAGAAAAUCUCCAAUUUUCAAAGAACCGAUUAGAGUUUUGAAUAGUCUUUUUAAGAAAAAUUUCCAUGCUUCUGGCAAAAUUCAGAAAGAAAAUUUGACAAAUUUGGUUCGAUUUGAGCUAUUUUUGAGGUAAAUGAACUUUCUGAAAUGAAAAUUUGGAAGGUUUUCGAGAAAUGGACUAUUUUCCAAAAAUAGAGUGUUCAGUUGGAAUUUGAAGGCCUUCAACUACAAGAAAACGGGAAAUUUUUCAAAAAAAAAAUGUCCAAAUGUCCAAAUCGCGCCAUUUUAAGGCAUAUCCAGCUUUAUUUGUACCAAAAUUUGAAGAAAAGCCUUUUUUCAAAGCCAAUAUAUUCUAAAAAGUUUACCAAGCUUUGAAAAUUACCAAAAUCCAUCCGUUUUGAAGUAAAUUGACCUUCUCGAUCGGAAAUUCUAGGGAAAAGCUUUGAACACCUAAAAAAAAAAUUCAAAUUUCCUGCAUCCAAAAAAAAAUCAAAUCAGCAUUGAAUUGACUAUUUUAGGCUGUGUGGAAGAUUCGGGAAAUUUACCAAAAAAAUUUUAUAUUUGACUUUAUUACACAACAUUGCUCAUGUUAGCGCAUUUAGCUUUUGAUUUUUUUUUAUUGAGGCGGGGGUUUACGGGUAGAAAGCCGAAACUUUCUGCCCAUGCGUCCCACGCCCAAAUAAUCCGAGAAAUCGCAAGUUUAAUACGAAUCUCUUGAAACAGACAAAUGGCGGCCGGGGAAAAUGGGAGAAAAUGGCAGGUUUUCGCUUGGUUUUUUGACGUUUUUGGGAAUGAAAUGGAUGAUUUAAGGUUUGAAUUUCCUCUUAGGACAACUAGGGUUACGGUAGAAAGUUGAUUACAGUAAGAUUUUAUUGGUUUUGCCAUGAAGUUCUUGUAAAAAGCUUGUUUUUUUUGACGUUUUUAAGAAUUAAAUGGAUGAUUUAAGGUUGGAAUUUUCUUCUUAGGAAAACUAGGGUUACGGUAGAAGAUCGAUUACUGUAAGAAUUUAUUGGGUUUUCGCAAUAAGCUCAUUUUUUGGGAUUUUUCCGAAGUUUUUGCGUCAAUUUUGACUGAAAGAACAGCUUAAAAGUUUAAAGAAGCUUUGAUUUUGAAGAAAUAGCUAAUGUGAGCUGCAGAAAGUGCGCUGCAGUGAAAAAAGGCUGGUUCAUAAUAUCUUAGGAACUCCAGAGUGGUCCCUAUAGGGGCAAACUUAGGAACCACUAUUUAAACCCCUAUAGGGGCCACUAAAGCUUGCAAAAGUGGUCUCUAUAGGGAUUUCAGUUAGUGGCUCUUAUAGAGGAGAUGCUAUUCGAUGAUUGGUAUGAACUCUUAUCCCAUAUAGGGCCCACUUGAGCUUUAGGAGCUAAGGGAACAGAUCCUAAACCCCUAUAGGGACCACUUCAAGUUUACCCCUAUAAGGACCACUUUUUCGGCCCCUAGCCCCUAUAGGGACCACUCUGGAAUCCCUUAGAUAGUUGUAGCUAGAAAUCUUGACAUUUUUUCUCGUUAUUUUUGCUUUUUCCGCCCUUAUUUCCAAAUUUCCUUCCUCUUUAUGCUAAUUACUAAUUAGAAAUCUCCGAAAGUCUCAAAAAAAUGAUGUCAAAAAGGUUGAUAACAGACUGGCCCUAAACUUGACAUUUUUCGUGUCUAAUGAAACCCCUGAAAAAGGCGGGAAAUUGCCCGUUUCACACACACCCUUUUUGACUACGAUUUUGCUCACAAACGCCUUUUUCCCCUCGCUCAAAUGGACCAGUCGGCGGUGAAAAAUCGGCCCAAGUUGUGAGUUUUUUGGAGAUUUUAGGCAUAUUUACCCUUUCAUUUUUUUCAAAUGUUCAUUGGUCUAUUAACUGUUUAACUGUUUAUUGCAUCUUCAAUGUAAGAAUACAUGUGCAAACGACUUUCAUUGAUUUCAACUGUGUUUAAACGGCGGCAGGAGCUGUGGCUUAGGCAGAGAAGUUGUGAAUUUCGCUCGUAGAACAUCAGGUACAAGAGAGGUCGUAGGAAGAGUUACGGUGCCGGCUUUCCAAAGGCCGAUGGCAGAGAUUGGUCUAUUAUGAAUAUCAUUUGAUCCCUAACACUAAAUAUAGACAAUAGAAAAUAAAUUGAAUUUUAGUACAAGUUCUAUUAUUGUUGUCCCCAUUCUAGAACCUUGAAAAAAUUGAAAAACCUCUACAGGGACCACUCAAGCUUUGGGGUUCAAGGGAUCACACCCUAAACCCCUAAAGUGACCACUUGUCCGGUCCCUAUUCGGUUUUUUCCCUCUCACCCCUAGAGGGACCACUCUAGAAUUCCUUAGAGACCAGAAAUAUUGACAGUCUUUCCUGUUAUUUUCUGACAUAACUUUAGGAGGCGCAAAGCCCCGCCCCUUCACGCCACCAAAAUGAAGACGCCAUUAUAGAUAGCACUCCCAAAAGUCUCCUCUUGGCGCAUUCCGCGUGCGUGCGCGCGCCAAUUCAAAUUUCGUCUCUUGGACUAGAUUUACAGGCUUCCAGUAUAUUGUUCUUUUUGUAUAAUUUUUUUCUUACUUAUUCAUUUCCAGUUUUUCUUUUUAUUUAAUAUUGACUCAUUUAGGGAAUCUAACUUUAUUUAAGAAAGUUUUUUUCUUGUUUUAGCGCACAUUCAAAUUUUUCGCCUUCACUCACUUGCACAGGCAAAUGGGGAAGGUACCAUAAUGUGCCCACAAAUAUACCUCUUAAAAUGAAUCUUGAAUAUUCCAUAACGUGUCCAUCAUGAGACGUCGAGCAUAAAUUUUAGCUCUAGCUGCCCAGGGAAUGGUGUCUGGUCGCGGUUGGAUUUCAGAAUGAGACCCAGUUCACUAAAUGAAGUUUUUUUCAUGCUAUUUCCGAAUCUGUUCUCAAAAAAAUGCCGCGCAGGUCCGUGAAAAAAAGUUUUUGGAAAAGUUUUUUUGAGCGGAGACACGAUUUUUUUCAAAGCUCCUCGCAUGAUAAGGAAAUGUGCUGCUGAAAAUUCAUUUUUUCGUUUCUCAUGAGCGAAUGGAGAACAACGUGUACAGCUUAUACAAAUUUCAAAGGAAGUCUGAAAAACAGAAUGAAUAAAAAAAUUAGAAAACGGAAGUGACUAAAAAAAUAAUAAUAAUAAAAAAACCUGGGAAGCAUUUCCAGGCUACUCGGUAGCAAUCAAAAAAAUUUCAGGUACUCUGCCCGUAUAUCCAGUUAUCAUAGAUAUGAUACCCGGGUAAAAUUAAUUGGAAGUUUUUUUAAUGCAAGAAAAAAAUUAUACAAAAAAAGAACCAUAUACUGGAAGCCUGUAAAUCUAGUUCAAGAGACAAAAUUUGAAUUGGCGCGCACGCACGCGGAAUGCGCCAAGAGGAGACUUUUGGGAGUGCUAUCUAUAAUGGCGUCUCCAAAAUGACGAUUUUUUUUGUUGCAAAAACGGUUUUGAGGCGUUUAUACUAGCUAAAGUCCCACUUUAAAAAUCAACUGUUUCUGAAAACCUCUGUAAUCGACAACGCUCUACAAGACUGAAUAUUUUUUUAAAACUAUGUAUUUUUUUCAAAAAAAUAAGCGAAAAAGUAAGAUUUAACACGAAAAAAACUGACAAGUUUCACAAAAAUCGUCGCGUUUCAGAAAACCAAGUGAGGAACGCUUCUAAAUUUUUUUAGUAUGUUAUACAUUAACACUUUCUUUAUUUUUUUGAGUGAAAAUUUUUAAAAAAAUCUAACGACGCGAAAAAAUCGAAGCUUGUAAAGUGACACCAAACUUUGAAGCUGAAAUGCGAAAAAAAUUUCAGCGACAUGGUAUACUUUUUUUAUUUGAUUUGAAAAACUAACAGUGUGUCCAAAAAAAUAAAAAAAUUCAAAAUGAAAAUAAUUAUUGGGACAGCGAAUCAAAUUAUAUUUGAGUUUUACCAAAACCUCCUUUUUUUCGCCUGCCUCGUUGACGCAUGAGAGAAUAGGAUCGCGUCUAUACUUUUUGUUUAUGUUAUUAAGCGUUCAAAACUCUACCAAUGAAAAAAUUAUGAAAAAAAUCGAUCGACGCGAAAAAAAUAACGGCUUUGAAAACCUCGUAAAAAUGGCAAUUUUUUUUGAAAUUUCGGAAGAUUUCGUGCAAGUGUCCGUAGCAGUGUUUGCGUCAAACACACCGAUGCGCCCCUUUUAAAUGUCGCAGGAGCCGUUUUUUUCGGAGUCAAAUUGUACUUUUUUUCCUGUUUUAUUUCGAAAUAACAUUAUUUUUUUCCUUUUUUUCUUUUUUUCCAAAUCGAAUGAUAAUAAUUUUUUUCUGAGUAGAAAAAAAGAAAAAAAUAAGCUAAAAAAAUCCCUUUGACCUUUUUUUCUAGGUAGUUUUUUUGAUAUUGUAUCAAAAAAAUUCUUAUGAGGAUUGUACAAAAGAUUCAUACCAAAAACAUGAGGCUCAUUUCGGACAACCUCUCAGAACAGAAAAACCGAUUUAAAAAAACGGUUCAGAAACGCGCAAAAAAACAUUUAAAAAGAAAGCGUGCGGCAGCGGGUAAACCGUGAGAUUUUGCCUCCAGUUGUACGCCGCGCGCGCUCGUUUUUUGGCCAUAACUUUUUUCUUAGUGAACCUUUUUUCAAAAACUAAACGGAUUAUGAAAAUGGACAGUCUCCUCUAUCGAACAAUGUGAAAAACAUAUGUUUUGAAUCAUUCUGAAGAAAUGGCUUGCGGACCCUACAUAACUUGGAAAUUUUUGAAGAAUUCACUUAGGAAUUUCAUAGUGGUCCCUAUAGGGGUUAGGGGGAAAGACAGUCUCCAUAGGGGCCAAAAAAGCGAUCCCUACAGGGGUCAAAUCAAGGUGGGCCCUUUAAGAGUUUCUUUUCAAUUUUAUUCAAAAGAGGUUAAUUUUUUAGUUUUUUGCAUGUAAAUUCUUCUUCGCAUAACAAUUAUUGGAUAACUUGUACCCUAUAGGGGUCACUUUUUGCAAGCUUAGGGGCCCCUAUAGGGGUUAGUAAAGUGGUCUCUAGAGUAUACCCUCCCAGGUCCCUAUGGUUGAGCUUCUAAGCAAUAUAGCAAAUAUCUAUCCCUUAAGGGACUUCUUGAGGGCUAUCUUCAGACACUUGACCCUCCCCCCCCCAAUAAGAAUGUGAGCUGAAGCCAUCAUUCAAGGGUUUUCUUUAAGUUGAAAAGUUUUUUUUGAAGAAAGUUUUUACAUGAAACAUGAUCGAUGCCUUUUUAACAAGUAAAAAUUUUCAGAGUCCGCUCGGAAACCUCGACUCUCUUCUCUUCAACGUGCAAACUGCCGUCUCUCGACAACAAGACGUCAUCUGGAGAGAAGAAGACGUGCACGAUGCGUCCGUGGAGCCGAACCCAGGAGGAGCUCCGAAAAUUCAAAGAGACCCUCAAGACCACUUAA